AUGCUUGUUGCUGAGAUUGUGCUUCCAGAAGGCCCCGGAGAUGGUAAACUGCAGGAAGGUGACGUCCUGGUCAAGGUCAAUGGAGAUCUCCUCACUCAGUUCGUCAAGCUAGAUGCCAUCCUGGACUCUUCUAUAGGACAGGACGUCACUUUGUUGGUACAAAGAGGCGGCGAGGAUCUCGAGGUCAAGUGUCAGGUACAGGACCUUCAUGGCAUUACUCCUUCACGGUAUGUCAGCGUUGCUGGUGCUAUCUUCCAUGACCUAUCGUACCAGCAGGCAAGACUGUAUUCCAUUCCUUGCCGUGGAGUCUACGUCUGUGAAGCCGCCGGCUCUUUUAAGCUGGAAAACGCUUUUUCCGGCUGGAUUAUUGAUGCCAUUGACAAGAGACCGACCAAGAACUUGGAUGAAUUCAUCCAAGUUAUGAAGACCAUACCUGAUCGUGCAAGAGUGGUUCUAUCAUACAAGCAUAUCCGUGAUCUUCAUACCAGAGGAACUAGUGUCGUGCAUAUAGACCGCCAUUGGCACCCUCAGAUGAGGCUUGCCGAGAGAAACGAUGCUACUGGUCUCUGGGAUUUCACUGACCUGGCCGAUCCUUUGCCUGCAGAACCUCCUGUUCCCAGACGUGCAGACUUUAUCCAUCUCAAUGGUGUCAAACACGCUGCUGCUAAUGAUAUUGUUCGCAGCUUUGUCCGCGUAUCUUGUACCAUGCCCGUCAGGCUCGAUGGGUUCCCACAAGCCAGGACUCAUGGUUUCGGUCUGGUCAUCGAUGCUGAAAAGGGGCUUGUCAUUAUUUCCCGAGCCAUCAUUCCAUUUGAUCUCUGUGACAUUAACAUCACAGUCGCUGAUUCCAUCAUAGUCAGAGGCAAGGUUGUUUUCAUGCACCCGCUUCAGAACUAUACGGUCAUCCAGUAUGAUCCCAGCCUGGUUCAGGCUCCCGUCAAAUCCGCCAAAUUGAGCACAGAAUACAUGCAGCAGGGUGCCGGAACUCUCUUCGUUGGCUUCAACCAGAACUUCCGUAUCGCUGUAACGGCCACGACUGUCACGGAUAUAACCACUGUUGCAAUCCCGCCCAAUGCCGCUGCUCCACGAUACCGUGCUAUCAACCUGGAUGCUAUCACUGUCGAUACAGGACUCAGCACCCAGUGCACCAGCGGUGUUCUGUUAGGAGAAGAUGGUGUCGUCGAGGCUCUCUGGCUCAACUACCUGGGUGAACGAACCGAAAGCUCUCACAAAGAUGUCGAGUAUCAUCUAGGUCUAGCUACACCAUCUCUCCUCCCAGUCCUUUCUCAGAUCCAAAGCGGUGCCAUCCCCAAGCUUCGCAUCCUCGACAUGGAAACCUACGUUAUCCAGAUGAGCCAGGCUCGCGUCAUGGGCGUAUCCGAAGAAUGGAUCCGCAAGGUUGCCAUCGCUAACCCAGCGCGCCAUGAGCUAUUCAUGGUACGAAAAGUAGACUGUGCUUCUCCUUCGUCGACGGAUACAAGGCCACUGGAGGAAGGAGACAUUAUUCUCACACUGAAUGACAAACUUGUCACUCGCGUCUCGGACUUUGACGCUAUGUACGAUCAAGAGUCGCUAGACGCUCUCAUCGUGCGUAACGGCGAAGAGAUGAAGAUACAAAUCAAAACCGUUCCUACAGAGGACCUUGAGACCGACAGAGCACUUAUCUUCUGCGGAGCAGUCUUGCAGAAACCCCACCACGCCGUCAGACAGCAGAUAUCUAAACUGCACUCCGACGUAUAUGUCAGCGCAAGGGUAUGA
Molecule: messenger RNA, 1758 nt
Organism: Trichophyton rubrum CBS 118892
Lineage: Eukaryota; Fungi; Ascomycota; Eurotiomycetes; Onygenales; Arthrodermataceae
Product: Pro-apoptotic serine protease NMA111
Exons: 2
Coding region: 1-1758 (585 amino acids)
Molecular function (GO): protein binding
Source: RefSeq, a predicted model, not a curated record